AUGCAUAUUCGGGAUGCAGUUGCUGCCUCAAAGUAUGCUGAAAUAGUUGAUAUAGUCCGUGAUAAACUUAAACUCUCAAAAGUUGUUUUUUUCUAUAUGUUUGGUCAAACAUUACAAAGAACAGUUGAUCAUGUUAAAUUUUUAUUUAGAGAAACAACCAUUAGAGAAGUCGAUAUCAUUCUUAUGGUUGGUGGGUUUUCAGAAUCACAGUUGCUGCAGCAAGCUCUGAAAGAAGCAUUUCCGAAUAAAGAAAUAGUCGUUCCAUUUAACCCUUCAUCGUGUGUACUAAGAGGUGCCUUGAUGUAUGGCCAUACACCUUUGACGAUAAAUGGCAGAAUUCUAAAGUAUACAUAUGGCGUAGAAUCAUGUAUAGACUUUAAAGAAGGUCACCACCCGGAUAAGAAGAAAAUAAAUACGGAUGCCGGGUUUUGCUGUGAAGAUAAAUUUUCAAUCUUUGUGGCGAAAGAUACCGUUGUUAAGUCAAAUGACACGUACAUCAAAAAAAGAUUUACGACACUUUACAAGUAUCAAAAAGCAAUGACUGUUAGUUGCUUCCUAUCUGAGAAGAAAAAUCCAAAUUAUGUUGAUGAAGAUGGAUGUUUAGAAAUAGCACAAAUUGAAAUAUAUCUUGACAAUCCUGACGAACGUUUAGACCGCACAGUUAGUGUCUCUAUGGCGUUUGGUGAUACAGAAAUCACGGUGGAUGCUGAGGAUGAAAGAACCGGGAAUAAAGCAAGAGCAGUUAUAGAUUUUCUAGGUUGA
Ruditapes philippinarum (Manila clam) is the source of this 762-nucleotide messenger RNA. RefSeq names its product heat shock 70 kDa protein 12A-like. The transcript has a single exon. The record is from RefSeq and is a predicted model, not a curated record. Bases 1 to 762 code for a protein of 253 amino acids. Lineage: Eukaryota; Metazoa; Mollusca; Bivalvia; Venerida; Veneridae.